This is a messenger RNA of Schistocerca cancellata (South American locust), 1296 nucleotides long. Its product is annotated as zinc carboxypeptidase-like. NCBI's taxonomy places the organism in Eukaryota, Metazoa, Arthropoda, Insecta, Orthoptera, Acrididae. Bases 1 to 1296 code for a protein of 431 amino acids. The record is from RefSeq and is a predicted model, not a curated record. Gene Ontology annotation, biological process: proteolysis. The transcript has 9 exons. Gene Ontology annotation, molecular function: zinc ion binding; metallocarboxypeptidase activity.
AUGGCCGCUGUUUCCUACUGCCUGGCAGUUCUGCUGAUUGUCGCUAGAGGCGCAGCUGGCGGGGAGAGGGCGCGUUUCGACCACUACCAGGUGUUCCGGCUGACACCCAGCUCCGCCACGCAGCUGCACCUGCUCAACGCGCUCAACGCCAGGCCUGACGGGAUGGUGGCUUCUCAUCUGACAUCUCGUUGCUGCGCGCAGCUCGAGUUCCUGAGCGAGCCCAGCGCCGUGGCGCGGUCGGUGGACGUGAUGGUGGCGCCGCACCAGCAUCCCAGCUUCAGAGACCUGCUGACCACCAGCGGCAUCGGCUACACCGUCACCAUACCGGACGUCCAGAGGCUCUUAGAGGAUGGUGAGAGCAGUGGCAAGAACAGCACGGACUACGACUGGGAAACGUACCAGGACCUGCCUCAGCUGAACGCGUGGAUAGACGCGACCGUGGCCCGACACCCUGAGGCGGCGUCGAUCCUGGUGGCGGGCACCUCCUUCGAGGGGCGGCCGCUCAAGGGCGUCCGGAUCUGCCACGGGCCUGGCAGACCCGUCGUCUUCGUUGAGGCCGGCAUAGACGGCGCCGAGUGGCCGUCCGUGUCGACGGCGACGUUCCUGGUCCACCAGCUGCUCACCAACGACAGCGAGGCUGUGCGGCGCGUGGUCCAGGCCUUCGACUGGCACGUCCUGCCCACGGCCAACCCAGACGGCUGCAACUACGCGCACACCACCGACCGCAUUUGGCGCAAGAACCGGCGUCCGGGUCCCAAUGGCUGCUACGGCACGGAUCCAAAUCGCAACUGGGACUUCAACUGGGGUGACUCUGGCUCCAGCGACAACCCCUGCUCGCCGCACUACAGAGGAUCUUCGCCAUUCUCGGAGCCAGAGACUCGGUCGCUGUCGGACUUCCUGCGAGGCCUCAAGGAGCGUCUGCUGGUGUACGUCUCGCUGCACACGUACAAGCAGGCGCUCAUGUGGCCCUACGGGCUCAGCUACGAGCGGGCGGACAACAACCAGGAGCUGAUGGAAGUGGCCAACAUAUCGGCGGAAGCACUUUCUAGAAGAUACGGCACCAAAUAUCAGACAGGAACUAUCUUCGACAUCUUCGGAGGCGUGUCCGGCAGCAGCGUGGACUGGGUGAAGAAGUCGCUGGGCGCGCGCUUCGUGUUCGAGUACGAUCUGCGCGACACGGGCGGCUUCGGCCUGCUGCUGCCCCCCGCGCAGGUGCGUCCCACCGCCGAGGAGACGGCGGACAGCCUCGUCGCCAUGAUGCGCGAGGUGCUAGCCCGCACUGCAACUCCACACUAG